Protopterus annectens (West African lungfish) is the source of this 865-nucleotide messenger RNA. Its product is annotated as histamine N-methyltransferase-like. Lineage: Eukaryota; Metazoa; Chordata; Ceratodontiformes; Protopteridae. The record is from RefSeq and is a predicted model, not a curated record. The transcript is spliced from 5 exons. Gene Ontology annotation, molecular function: N-methyltransferase activity. The coding region runs from base 1 to 732 and encodes 243 amino acids.
AUGUCCUCAGUUAAUGUUCUUGGCAUAGGAAGUGGUACAGGAGAAAUGGACCUUCAGAUGCUCUGUAAAAUACAGGAAAAGCACCCGGGAGUACACAUUAACAUUGACAUUGUUGAGCCAAGUGCAGAUCAUAUUGCACUGUUUAAAGAUCAUGUCAAGAAGUCACAAAACCUUGAAAAUGUAACCUUUAAUUGGCAUCAGAUGACAUCUUUGGAAUUUGAAAAGCAGAUAAAAGAAAAACACGAGGAAAAAACGUGGGAUUUCAUUCACAUGAUUGAGGUACUUUAUUACAUUAAUAAUUUUGAAGAGACUAUACAGUUUUUUCAUCAGCAUCUGGAAGAAAAUGGGAAAAUGCUUAUUAUCCUUAUCUCAGGCAACUCUGGAUGGGCUUAUUUACGUAAAAAAUAUGAAACAAGCUUACCAAUAAACAAUGACAUCAUGAAGGCCCUCACAACUCAUCAGGUCAAAGACGUACUUGAAAAAAUUGGUCUGAAAUGUCAACACUAUGAUCUUCCAUCAGUUACAGACAUAACUAAAUGUUUUACCAGUGGUAGUCAGCAGGGGGAGCUGCUGUUGGAUUUUGUUACACACGCUUCUAACUUCAGCAAAACUGCACCUCCUGACUAUAAAGCAGAAAUCAUGCAGUUUCUGCAGCAGCCUGAAUGCAGUACAAUUAAGGAUAACCAAAUUCUGUUUAACUCCGACUUGGGUGCAAUAAUUGUAGAACCAUAAUUUCAAACCUACAAUGUUCAUAAAUCAUAAUGAUGAAUCUAUUAUCAAAAUGAAUAAUACGGUAGCAAUACUAUUUUUCAGUAAGUGUUUAUAUAGAUAGAUGUAUGUUUAAAGAUAAAUCUCACUCUCUCUC